This is a messenger RNA of Coniophora puteana RWD-64-598 SS2, 798 nucleotides long. RefSeq names its product Translin. The record is from RefSeq and is a predicted model, not a curated record. Gene Ontology annotation, biological process: RNA metabolic process. Lineage: Eukaryota; Fungi; Basidiomycota; Agaricomycetes; Boletales; Coniophoraceae. Gene Ontology annotation, cellular component: nucleus; cytoplasm. Gene Ontology annotation, molecular function: single-stranded DNA binding; RNA binding; sequence-specific DNA binding. Bases 1 to 609 code for a protein of 202 amino acids. The transcript is spliced from 7 exons.
AUGGAUCAUCAAGACCUCGAGCACCUCAACGAGUUACUGGAGCAGGACCUUGAGAUAAGGGAGAAAAUUAGGGAGCAAGUGGCCGAACUGGACAAAAAAACGCGAAACAUGGUUGGCGCGCUCAGCAAGAUCCACUCAACCCCCUCGAAAUCUAUUCCUGCUAUACUUGACUCGGUCCGCCCUAUGUUGUCCAGUUGUCAGGAGACUAGCACUGCUAUGGCUGACAUCAUUCCACCCAAUCAAUUUUGGAGGUGGAAAGACAUGUGGACCAACUCUUUGCGGACUGCAGUUUAUGCUGCCGCUCUCGUCGAGUACUUGGCAACUCGCAAUCUGAUACCUCUCGAUGACGUCGCCAAAAUCCUCGGUAUCAAAAGCGAGUGGAAAGACAGAUUCUCUUUGCCAGUGGAGGAUUACCUACUGGGCCUCAUCACGAUGGUCAAUGAACUGUCCCGCUUGGCUGUUAAUGCAGUGACUCUCGGCGACUAUGAUGAGCCCAUCAGGAUCUCAUUGUUCGUCAAAGAACUGUUCGCAGGGUUCUCCAUGCUUAACCUGAAAAAUGAUACACUCCGCCGAAGAUUCGACAGUUUGAAAUAUGACCUCAAAAAAUAGAAGAAGUUGUGUAUGAUGUUUCUCUCCGAAAACUUGCAAACCCUGGCGAUCUCGCGAAGUAGAGCUCAUUUGUCGUUUUUGUGGCCAAUGAGAAAAUGGCAGUAGAAGUAUGCUUGCGGUAAUUUGUGCGAUCCACUUAUGCACAGCGUCGUUGUCGUGGUGUACUGGAUGCAAUGCAAACGUCAGGAU